AUCAUCAUCAAAUUUGAUCGCUUAUCGCUUUACUACUCCUAACUUACUCUCCAGUCCUUCGCGCUGUCAGCACGUUCUCCAAUAUUCCACCAUGGCUCGCGUUCUCUCUAUCGCAGUUCUGGUCGUAGCGCUGUCCUGCGCCUUGUGCAUGUCCCACGCAGCUCCGGUGGUUCGCGACGGAACGCUUCAAUGGACGCUCAUCACCCAGGCCCUGCAGAAGGGAGGCCAGCACAGCACCUUCCUCUCCAUCGUUCAGAAGUCAGGUAUUACCAAAACGAUCACUGACUACCUCUCCACUACCCGCACCGGCUUCACCCUGUUCGUCCCCAGCAACGCGGCGUUCAAGGUCCAGAAGGCUUCUGUCCUGAAGCCGUGGGCGAAGAACCAGAACACGCUGCAGGACCUGAUCAAGUUCCACAUGCUCAACUUCCAGGCCCUCCCCACUCGGUUCGUGAAUGACAAGGUCGGCCAGGGCUACACCACCUUCCGCGGCACCAGCCUCAUCCAGAAGUUUCAGGGCGUCGGCAAGGUGAUCUCCCUGGGCCCGCAGUUCGCGCAGGAGGGAACUCAGCUCGCGAACAUCACUGCAAUGCCGUUCAAGGACGCCACCGCCAUCUGCUACGAGAUUAGCAACGUGCUGAUUCCCCUCAAGUAGACUGAGCAGGAGAGGAUUCACAUGCAGUCAGACACGGCUUGUCCCUCCCAUGUGGUUGGACACGACAGUGCGUGUUAGGCUUGACAUAAGGAUCUAAUACCUGUAGCACCGGUGCCAGACUUCAGUAGGGUAAUCCAUGUAGUGCCGCAGUCAGAGGCUAUUCAUGCAAUAAAGACUGCUGCAAAUAUUUUCACCACCCAGCAUAACCCUAGUGGCCUCAUGCUUACUACAUGAUCCAUGUUGAAUAUCUAGCAUCCAUGUUGUGCAAGAAUUUUAUGUCAUUUGUAUCUUAGCGUAUAGCUAGCCAUGGUUGUAAACCUAUGGUAGUUGACUUUUAAAU
Closterium sp. NIES-67 is the source of this 995-nucleotide messenger RNA. Lineage: Eukaryota; Viridiplantae; Streptophyta; Zygnematophyceae; Desmidiales; Closteriaceae. The record is from the annotation of a GenBank genome assembly.